Paramormyrops kingsleyae is the source of this 2250-nucleotide messenger RNA. It is a transcript of the gene prkab1b, whose product is annotated as protein kinase, AMP-activated, beta 1 non-catalytic subunit, b. Gene Ontology annotation, cellular component: nucleus; nucleotide-activated protein kinase complex; cytoplasm. Gene Ontology annotation, molecular function: protein kinase binding. Gene Ontology annotation, biological process: signal transduction. NCBI's taxonomy places the organism in Eukaryota, Metazoa, Chordata, Actinopteri, Osteoglossiformes, Mormyridae. The record is from RefSeq and is a predicted model, not a curated record.
CUCAGCAUUAGUGAGGAUUUAUUCUAAUAAGCAAGUUUUUUUUAAUCACUUAUUUCAAUGUAUUUAUUUUUAAUUAAUAAAUUUAGAUGGACUCCUAAUACAUUUUACUGUCUGUUGGAAAAUUACUCUGUCCGGACGAGCCCGGCGUAGUUUGUCCUCGCAGGCUCCCGUACUUCGGGCUCGCGCACGGCGCGUCGCUCAGCAAUGACUCGGGGACUGUCGUUUGAGAGAAAAUGGCGAAAUAAGGGAGAUUACUGAAAAACACACAAAGAUAUUAGUUACAGAAAAGGCAACUGGCUGACGCGCUGAUUUUUCUGAGAUACAGUUCUCGGCAGACUCUUGGCGGAUUUUUUUUCUGCGUUUGAAGGAAGUGCUUUGCGCAUUUUGGAAGCUGAGCCCUGGUUGCCCGUGCAGCGCUGAGCGGUGGGACCAUGGGAAACACCAGCAGCGAGAGAGGCAGCAUGGGGCACGGCGACAAAGCCCACCGGCGCGACAGCCGCGGCCAUAAGGAGGGCGACAGGCCCAAGAUCCUGAUGGACAGCACCGACGAUGCCUAUAUCUUUCAAGGGGUGGACAUCAAGGCUCCGGCAGAGAAAGACGAGUACCUCGCCUGGCAACAGGACCUGGAGGCUAACGACAGAGGUCCCACUCAAGCACGGCCUACCGUGUUCCGCUGGACUGGCACCGGCAAAGAAGUAUUCCUGUCCGGAUCCUUCAACAACUGGGCAAAUAAGAUCCCCUUGAACAAAAGCCAGAAUAACUUUGUGGCCAUAGUGGAUUUGCCUGAAGGGGAACAUCAGUACAAGUUUUAUGUCGAUGGACAGUGGACCCAUGACCCGAAAGAGCCUGUUGUAACCAACCAUCUCGGAACUGUCAACAACGUCAUCCAAGUGAAGAAGACCGAUUUUGAGGUGUUUGAUGCACUUAUGGUGGACUCACAGAAGUGCUCGGAUAUUUCCGAGCUAUCCAGUUCCCCCCCGGGGCCAUACCAGCAGGAAGCCUACGUGUCCAAGCCUGAGGAGAAGUUCAAAUCCCCCCCUAUCCUCCCCCCUCACCUUCUUCAAGUCAUCCUCAACAAAGACACUGGCAUCUCUUGUGACCCCGCCCUGCUGCCAGAGCCCAAUCACGUGAUGCUCAAUCACCUGUAUGCCCUCUCCAUCAAGGAUGGCGUCAUGGUCCUGAGUGCUACUCACCGCUACAAGAAGAAGUAUGUCACCACCCUGCUGUACAAGCCCAUCUGAGCCGCCGACGUGUGCAUCCUCUCUACAUUCUCUCACUUUUUACUUCCUGUUUCGUUCAGUAUGGAUAAGUAGACCUUUGUUAUUUAUCUGUUCUUCGUUAUGUGCCGACACCAAACGACUGCCUGCCUGUCUCUCGCGUCGUUUUUGUGUCACCUGGCUGAGAGGUGGGCAGUGGGGGCAGAAUGACACUGGGCUCAUUUUCUGAAAUUACAAACCAAUCAGAUGAAUGUACUGGACUGCACUGCCUCCCUGACCUUCUGUAACUCCCGGCGCAAGGCGUCCCGUCCUCCGCUGAUUCUUCAGUGGUGUUUGGUGUAUGAAGUUUCUUUAGUAUCUGUGCACAGUAGCUGACAAUGGUGGAAAGGGAGGCACAUGACACAGGUGGUGGGGGGGAGGCUGACAGACUCUGGGGAUGGGGGGGUGACAGCAGAGGGGGGUGAAAACAAGGCAGCCUUUUCAGCACCGGCAUGACGGAAAACGCAAGGGGUCAUGUCCCGAAAAGGGCUGCCACUGGGUGUGGGGGUGGGUGUUGGGUUGGGUCCCCUGAAAGCAGCAGCCGUUAGGAAUGGGGAUGAGCUGCCCCCACCCACCCAUACACACACACACACACACACACACAUUCCAGGGUUCCUUUCUCACUAUCAUCCAGGUGCCUUAAUUUUGCUGUCCCACAGAUGGGGGCUUCCACAGUAAAGUAGUCAGAUCCAUCAUUUAUUAUCCAGAGUGACACCAGGCAGGCGGUAGGUUGUGUCCCCAGCUGGAGCAUGCUAGAUCUUUGGUGUAUGGGAACCUGAAAGGGAGAAACCAAAUGUGCCUGGGUGGGGGGGGGGGUGACCGUCUUUUGUAUUGUCUAUAACUAUGCAGUGUUCAGAAUGAAUGGUCUUUUGUAAAUUUGUAAGGUCCAUAAGGAGUAAUGGUGAAUGUACUGUACUUUUUGCGUUCUUCACAUUUCAUGGUGGGGUAAAUGAAUAUUACAAUUAAUACUUGUAUUAAAUCACUGACACCAUCA